AGCCCAUCACGGUGUUCUCUUUGUAUUUCACGGACAACACGUAAAGCUUCUCCGCCCCUAUACACGCCGCAUAUAUAUCGCCCUCUUGUUCUGUUUUGUUUCUUCUUUCUUCUCCCCCGCUCCCCUCUCUUUUGUUUUCUUUCCACCAACAUAUACUCCCCUCCAUCGGGCCGGAGAAGCUGCGUUGACGUUGUAUACAGGCGGUCUCUGACGUCCUUGGCGCUACCCCACUCCUGCUCUUCUAUUAUUGUUAUUGGUAUUUGGUGGUGCUUUGGUUUCUCCUGUGUGCGUGAAUUUCCGCCUUUUGGGAAGGGUUGUUCACUCUGCAGACCUCUUGGCGUCGUCCGGCAGCCGCCGUGGUCGGAUUCAUUCCGCUGCCAAGAAAGCAAACAAACUCAAAAACAAACAGAAGCCGGUGAGUGCAUCCGGCGUUCGUCGCCGCCGCAUUAUCGAGCAGCGCAACAUCCUCCGCAAUGGCACCGUAGGGCAGCGCCGUCAGCUUCUCCGCGUACGGCAAGUCCGCGUGCCGGACAACGUGGAAGCGGCUGCGGUGCUCGGCACUGCCGUGCUCGACCUCCCGGCAUCGGACAUGGCAGGGGAGAGCACCGACCGCUGCAGCGGCGCGAUCGUCGACGCACGGCCGUAUCUCGCCAGCUGCUGUGGCGGGGGCGACAAAGACGGCACAGACGGCAUCGACUGUGUAGACUACUCGUCGUUGGUGGAGGUGCUGUGCCCAGAUGGUACGUCGUUGCUGGAGCGUCUCCCGCUUUCCCCGGUGCCUGCCCGGCGGGGUCGUGUGGUGUCGCCCUCACCGCGCCGCCACAGCGCAACACGCUCGCCUCUCUUUGCGGCCUCCACCCCGUUUACUUUUGCCACAGCAGGGGACUCUCUCGCCACGCCGCAAGAAGAGAGCGUGCCGCAGCCUGCACCACCACCGCCGCACAACCGUAACGAGCAAGGCGACGGAAGUACAAAUCUCACCUACGCUGAUGGACCCGUCCGCCUCCACGAUUCAUUUGACGUGUCCUAUACUACUACCGCUGCCGCUGUGGCAGCCGCCGUGACUCCCACGCAGCGUGCGGAGCGAGACGACGCCGACGACGGCCUUCACAUAUUUGCCAGCGGCGGCUCCUGCACCCUCGUCGCUCCCCGCAACUCCGCGCGUCAUCGCAGACGGAGGCGGGCGCCGGCUCAGUCCUCUCCAGCGUCGUGCCGCGACUCGCAGUACCUCUCCCUCGGCAGCGCGGACCGCCACAGCUCGAACGGGCGUAGCGGCUUCACGACUCCUGCGGAGCAGUCCAUGCACGGACUCACCCCAACGAGUGUCGCGUGCACUCCUCUUUCUCCGCACGAGCGGUGUGACCUGAAUGGACGAGUGCUGCUGACGGACCGCCUUGUACAGUCGCAGUCCAGCACGGCCUUGCCCAAGAUGAUUGCGGCCUACCAGCAGUACGUGCAGGCCACAUCUGCCAGCACCUGUUGUCCGUCGGCACUCCCCUCGAAGAACUCAAGGUGCAAGUGGCGCGGCAACAAGACACACGAGAAGGAAGAACUCGCGGCGCUGCGUCAGGCACUCGCUCCGCGUCAGCGCGGCAUUGUUCUGCAGGCGGACAACACGGAUGAGGAGGUGUUGAAGUUCGUGACGCAGGCACAAGAAGGCGUGCGGCCCUCCUUUCGGUACAUGGAUCCGGCGGAGGUGUACGGCACGAGCUCGUACCGCUCCAACACCUUCAUCCAGCAAAGCGAAAACUAA
Leptomonas pyrrhocoris is the source of this 1753-nucleotide messenger RNA. RefSeq lists its product as hypothetical. The record is from RefSeq and is a predicted model, not a curated record. Lineage: Eukaryota; Euglenozoa; Kinetoplastea; Trypanosomatida; Trypanosomatidae. Bases 590 to 1753 code for a protein of 387 amino acids. The transcript has a single exon.